UGACACGUGUGUUUUCUCUUAUUGUUGUUUGUUGUGCGUGAAGUGUUGUGAACCGAUGAGCUGAGAGUUGUCGCGAUUGUUGGGAUGAAUUUCACUCCGACUGUGUCGACUCUCGCGUCGACACAAUUAUAAUUUUAAAAUUAAACCUGUUUAUAGCUUUAUGGGCGAAGUACUGCCCGGUGCCAGCAGCUUGAAAGAAGAAGAAAAAGAAGAAGUAGACUCUCGUGUCUCUCAUCAUGUAAUAUUAUGUCCGCCCUGUGCGAUCCCUUUCCCAAGGCGAGCGUGGCGGAUCCGCAGGACGAGCGGGCGAACGCGAGGCUGAUGCGAUUUCUGGAGACGCGUAUUCGAAAGAGAGACCUGCUGCAGGAGGACCUGCACGAGAAACAGAAUCAUUUUAGAAAUAUAUUAGUGGAACUGGAACAUGAAAACGCGUUUUUAAGACGUGAAAACAGCCAACAGAAGGAGAUGAUAUCUACGUUGGAGGGUCGUGUAUAUAAGUUACAGAACAAUAUCGAUGGCUUGCUUUACAAACUGAACGAUGCUUGCGACGCUUUAAGAAAUAUACAGCAAGAAUUGAGGAAUAAGGACAGGCAACUCAAGGAACACAUUCUAGAGAAACAAAAAAUAAUCCAGAGAUGCAACAUUAAAAUACAAGCGGAGAGAGAUAGAAUGACCAAGGAAAUGGAGAUGAAAUUGAAGGAACAACGUGAGCGGUUGACGAGCUACAUUAAGAAGAAGGAUGACAAAAUGAGAUUGGUCAGGCAAAUAUUGACUUCGGCUCGUAAAGAUACGUCCGAUAAUGUCGCCCCGACAUCACCGAUAGCCUCGAGUUCGAGAGUAGAGACGACGGAAAAAACAAAUGUGAUGAUAUUCCAGGAAGAACCUUCUACGGUGACGUCAAUCAAUCUUCAAGCUUCCAGAAGCCCUCGUGGACAACUCCGCCAGACGUCUUGUCAUGCAAGAAUCGUUUCCAAUGGUACCAAUGGAAAAGCCACAGAAGGACCAAGCUCGUCGUUGGCCAAAGAAAAACCUUCUACAGUGACGUUCAUCAAUUCUCAGAUCCCCGGCUCUCAUGGCCAAAUCUGCCAGACAUCAAAAGACGCGGUAGUGUCUCGUGGCAAGCUCUCGUGCAGCGAUCGCUUAAAACGACGGUUAUCCUUAUGCGCGAGAACCAAUUCUGACGAUGUCCAAAGAAAGGCCACGAAGCAACCAAUCCUGAUGACGGAAUCUUCCAUGCCUUCGGACUCGAAAACCGAGAUUUCGGAGGAACCAAAUCCAACGACGCCCCUUGAUUCGCCAUCGUCAUUCACGAUUGCGUCGACCGAUACCACGAUUGAAACCAAAACAAAAAUGAAUACAAAGAUUCCAGUAGUAAACCCCAGAUACCAGCGAGUGCAAAGUCUAGGUAAAUGGAUAGAUCAUCGUCCUACCGGGAUAGUUCCGACCGGUACGAUUUUACAACCGCGAACGCAGUCUCAUAACCGAACCAUCCGAAAGUUGAUGAAUCCGAAAGAUUUUAUGGCCAGAUCUUCCAGGUACUGCCUCCUCUCGCAGGAACAAGACGCGGACGGCGAACUUGAGACCAAAUUGUACAAGGCCAAUGUAUUGCCGACUUGUGGAGGAGGGGCGCAGAUAGUAUUUAACGAUAUAGAAUGCUUGAAGCAGAUAUCUCCACCCAGCGCAAAAAAAAACGUAAUGGACAGAUAACUGGAAAAUAAUCCGGUAAACACAUAAGUCUCGUUUAGAUUGACAGAAAUCUUUGUAAGCUCCGAGAUAUAGUUUACGAGACAGUUGCAGAGUUGAUAUUGUUUUCUUAUUUAUUUCUUGUUAUCUAUUUAACAGAUAUAUUUGAGAGUGCCAUUUUAGUUACUCGUUUUCCAUAUAGAUACCUUGGAAUUCGCGCGGUUGACAUCGUUUUGUAGAAGGCUAAAUGUCCUAAAUGUCAGAAAUAAUAACAAUUUAUUUUUCUCUCGCUUUCAAGUGUCGUAAAGCGAUAUCUGACGCUUCAAUUCCAAAGUAUCCAUAUAUCGUAAUUUAUAAGCUGGAAGACGGAUUCUGUAAACGUCGAGAUGAUGAACUAGAAAGAAAGACUGUAAUGUUAUCUUACACAUGUAAUAAAGCUGCACAAAAAACGUU
Molecule: messenger RNA, 2136 nt
Organism: Temnothorax curvispinosus
Lineage: Eukaryota; Metazoa; Arthropoda; Insecta; Hymenoptera; Formicidae
Product: kinesin-like protein KIF23
Exons: 8
Coding region: 247-1707 (486 amino acids)
Source: RefSeq, a predicted model, not a curated record